UCACUUCCGCUUCCUGCCGCUCCUGAAGUGAUUUCCGCUCCUUUUGCUGCGCGGCGUUUCAGUCUGUCUUGAGGUGAACUGUUACCGAGGAGCGGCGAGGCCGGCGCACCGCAGCCAUGACGGAGGCUGAUGUGAAUCCAAAGGCCUAUCCCCUCGCAGAUGCCCACCUCACCAAGAAGCUGCUCGACCUUGUUCAGCAGUCAUGUAACUACAAGCAGCUUCGGAAAGGAGCCAAUGAAGCCACCAAAACCCUCAACAGAGGCAUCUCUGAGUUCAUUGUGAUGGCAGCAGACGCUGAGCCCUUGGAGAUCAUCCUGCACCUCCCUCUGCUGUGUGAAGACAAGAAUGUCCCCUAUGUAUUCGUGCGCUCCAAGCAGGCUUUGGGACGGGCCUGUGGCGUCUCCAGGCCAGUCAUCGCCUGUUCUGUUACCAUCAAAGAAGGCUCCCAACUAAAGCAGCAGAUCCAGUCCAUUCAGCAGUCUAUUGAAAGGCUCUUGGUGUAGGCUGUGGCCUCUGCCCCUUCCUGUCUACUCCCACCCUGUCUGUGUCUGUUAGCAUGUACUAUUUUCAGCCAGUUUCUAUUAUAUUGUACUACAUCUGGUUUUUGUAUUUUUAUUUUUGUCUUAACAGGCUUGUUUUUCACCAUCUCA
Molecule: messenger RNA, 650 nt
Organism: Apodemus sylvaticus (European woodmouse)
Lineage: Eukaryota; Metazoa; Chordata; Mammalia; Rodentia; Muridae
Gene: Snu13
Product: small nuclear ribonucleoprotein 13
Exons: 3
Coding region: 117-503 (128 amino acids)
Biological process (GO): mRNA splicing, via spliceosome; ribosome biogenesis; maturation of SSU-rRNA
Cellular component (GO): small-subunit processome; precatalytic spliceosome; U4/U6 x U5 tri-snRNP complex
Molecular function (GO): RNA binding
Source: RefSeq, a predicted model, not a curated record